Molecule: messenger RNA, 1407 nt
Organism: Arctia plantaginis
Lineage: Eukaryota; Metazoa; Arthropoda; Insecta; Lepidoptera; Erebidae
Source: the annotation of a GenBank genome assembly
AUGAUCCCAAAGAUCCUUCUCACUUACGUUUUGCUGGAAUGCUGUAAUGGACAAAUACUAUCGAAUUUGUUUCCAUCAUUCUUAGAAACUACAGCAGACUUGGAACAUGAACUCGCAAAGACUCCACACGUGGUUAAAGCUUCAACAACACAAUCAAAUGCUCUGACAGUUUCACGACUCACUGUAACCAAACCUCCUGCCAAACUGGCCAGCAUCCUCGGUUCAUUAGAACUGCCAUCUUACACCAACCAUCUGAGUAACGCGCAGGUUGCUGACGAGUUCCUCGCUACCUACAACAGUGGAUUGAAAAAUGAAGACGUGCACUUUAACUUUGAACAACUCGUCACCAAAUAUGGUCGUGAUUACGAACUGCAUGAAGUAAUAACUAAAGAUGGCUACGUGUUGUCGUUGUACCGGUUGCUUGGUUCUAGAGAUCCUGUGUUCCUAAUGCACGGAUUACUCGGCAGUGCUGAUGACUUCAUCAUAGCUGGCCCUGAAGAUGGACUUGCUUAUUUACUAGCACAACAGGAUUACGAUGUAUGGCUGGGUAACGCUCGCGGAAACAAAGUGUCCCGAGCACAUAUUAGUCUUUCUCCAUCUGAUGCAGCGUUUUGGGACUUCUCUUGGCAUGAAAUUGGUGUUUAUGACCUUCCAACGAUGAUAGACUAUAUCCUGGAAAAUACAAAUAAAACCUCUUUGAAGUAUGUUGGACAUUCCCAAGGUACGACAGCAUUUUUCGUGAUGGCAUCCGAAAAACCGGAAUACAAUAAGAAAGUGUCUCUGAUGGCGGCGUUAUCGCCUGUGGCGUUUAUGACCAAAGUCCGUUCGCCAAUGAUCCGUCUUAUGGCACCUGGAACUUCGCUUUUACAGGCAGUGUCAAAGAGUGCUGGUCAAAACGAGUUUUUACCUGAUGGAAAGCUGACCAGAUUGUUGAAGAAGCUGAUCUGUGGUUCAGGUAUGCUGGCGAAUAUUAUUUGUGGUAAUUUGAUGUUCCUGUCGUAUGGUUUUGAUUUUGCGCAGUUUAAUAUAAGCAAUUUGCCGGUGAUUUUUUCACACAUGCCUUCUGGGGCAUCUAUGAAGCAGCUAGUCCAUUACGGCCAGGGUUUGAUAAAUGAAGAUUUUCGCCAUUUUGACUACGGCAGCAUGGAGAAUUCCGAGAGAUAUGGCACAAUGUUAGCUCCUAGUUACAAUUUGGAAAAUAUCAAAACUCCGAUUUGGAUGUUCUGUGCCGAAUCUGAUUGGUUGGCAGAUCCUGUCGAUGUUGAGAUCCUAAGAAGUAAACUGAAGAAUGUGAUAGAUAUUUAUAAAAUACAAAACAAGGAGUUUAAUCAUAUAGAUUUUGUAAUUGCCAAAGAUGUGGCGAAAUUAGUUUAUAGAAUGGUACUCAAAGUAUUGUCAUCGUUUUGA